Linum tenue is the source of this 4067-nucleotide messenger RNA. Lineage: Eukaryota; Viridiplantae; Streptophyta; Magnoliopsida; Malpighiales; Linaceae. The record is from the annotation of a GenBank genome assembly.
AAACAGUUAUACAUAUGGAAGCGUUUACCAGCUCUUUAGCGACGAUUAUCUUUUACGCCGUGGCAAAAGAAUCGCAGAUUUCUGAUGGCAUGUUUAGCAGCGGAAUGACUUCAAAUAUAAGAGGAGCAGCGACGGUUGCCGCACUGGUGCUUCCAUUGAUUCUCCUCUACAAGCUGUUGUGGUCUCGAAGGAGAAGCACUUCCAAUGAUGAAACCAGCGACGACAACAAUUGCGAUAGCACCAGUCAAUUACAGCCAGAUUCACAGCUGCCCCUUCCCACGGCGCAGUACUUUGACCCCACUGAUUCUUCUGAUUUGUUACCCUUUCCGUCGGUGGAGUACGAGGUGUUUUUGAGCUUCAGAGGUCCAGACACUCGUCAUCAAAUUACGGAUAUCCUGUUUCGUUUCCUUGUUCACUUAAAAAUCCACACGUUUAAGGAUGACGAUGAACUCCGCACGGGGGAAGGAAUAUGGCCAUCUCUCGUUAAGGCCAUUGGCCAGUCCAAGAUUUACGUUCCGAUAUUAUCGAAGAGUUAUGCUCAUAGCAGAUGGUGCCUCAAGGAGCUCGUCGAAAUUGUUGAAAACAUGAGGCAGGACAAGAGGCGCAUCGUACUUCCAAUUUUUUACAUGGUCGACCCGAGGGACGUACGACAUCAAACCGGCCCUUAUCGGGAUGCGUUUCGGGAACAUGAGAAGAACUUUGAUCGACAGACCAUACAAAAUUGGAAAGCGGCUCUAACCACGGUAGGAGCUUUGAAAGGAUGGCACGUUACGCAUAAUGACGAGCAAAGUAAAUAUGCAGAUCUUGUUUCAGAUAGUAUAUGGUCACACCUACGGAGGUUCUAUUGCACCGUAGAAACAGAUGAAUUGGUUGCCAUUGAUGGUCAUGUAGAAGAGGUAGUGAAGAGACUAAGUUUAGACUUUAAAGACGUGACAAUGGUUGGACUUCAUGGCAUGGGUGGGAUUGGCAAGACCACUCUUGCGAAAGUUGUCUAUAACAAAAUACUAUCUCACUUUGACCGUUGUAGUUUUGUGGAAAACAUACGAGAAACACAACAUCAAAAUGAUGGUAUUUUCAAAAUACAAAAGAAGAUAAUAGAAGAUGCUACAAGAAAGGAGGACCGUGUUUGUGAUGUUAGUCAAGGAAGGAGAAUUAUAAUGGAUAGAGUUUCACAAUUCAAAGUUCUUAUCGUUCUUGAUGAUGUCGAUGAAGAGUUUAAAUUUGGAGAGGUUGUGGGGAAUCCUCGGGGCUUUGUUUCUGGAAGUAGAUUUAUUGUGACUUCAAGAGACUGCAAAAUGUUAAGUAGAUUGAAUGAAAACAAAUGCAAGUUGUAUGAAGUUCAAGCACUGAGUCCUUCUCACUCGGUUAAACUCUUCAGCAAGCAUGCGUUUAAGAAGGAUUAUCCCCCACCGGAUUAUGAAAUAUUAUCGAGCGACAUUGUAUCCACUAUGGGCGGACUUCCAUUGGCACUUGAGGUUGUAGGAUCGCUUUUGCACCGAGAAGAGAAAUCGAUUUGGGAGGCAAAAUUGAAACAGCUAAGAGAAGUGCCUGAGAAACAUGCCAUAGAAAGAUUAAAAAUAAGUUACGAUGCAUUGGAAUAUGAGGCAAAAGAGAUAUUUUUGGAUAUCGCUUGUUUCUAUAUUGGGAGAAAGAAAGUAAAGCCUUUCUAUAUGUGGAAUGACUGCAACUUCAAUCCAACCAUUAACAUUAAUCUUCUUAUUCAGAGGUCGAUGGUCAAAAUUGAUCAAGAUGGUUGUCGAUUUCAAAUGCAUGAUCAAUUAAGAGAUAUGGGCAGAGAAAUAGUUCGUAGAGAAAAUAUUGAAUAUCCAUGGAUGAGGAGUAGAAUAUGGACGGUAGAAACAGCUGUAGAGUUAUUGCAUGAAAAAAAGGGAUCAGAACAAGUUAAAGCAAUUGAGGUAACAACACCACGGCCUUAUACAAACUUGGCAAGUGAAUGUUUUGUGAACUUAUCAAGUUUGAGGUAUUUCAAAGCACCACCUGAUGCAAAGUUGAAAGGUGACUUUGAUAAUCUUCUUCCCAAUUUAAGAUGGCUUAAAAUGAGAUAUCAUCGAGGUAGGUUGGGUGAUGAUGAUCAUCUAAUCAAUUUUCAUAUGAAAAAAUUGGUUAUUCUUGAUCUCAGCGGUAGCGAUGUUUGCAACGAUUGGGGAGGCUGGACCCAUUUAAAGAUGGCCAACAAUCUAAAAACUUUAAAUCUUUCCAAGUGUGGUAGACUGACAAGACUUCCCGAGCUACCACAAUCUGGAAGUCUAGAGGUGUUAGAUCUCAGUUCCUACAGAUGGCUGAAGUCUACGAGGGACGAUGAGCUGGAUAUUGGCAAGCUGAGGAACCUAAUGGUGCUCCGUCUUCCCAGAGCUUGUAUAAAAAAGAUAACAGGCGGAACAAUUGGAACGAUAUCAAAGGGUCUCCGAGAGCUCGAUGUCGAGGAGUGCGAGUGCGAGAACCUCGCUCACGUUCUCGCGGAUGUUGGCGAAUUGCAGUCUCUUCAAAUCUUGAGAACGAGAUCGGCCAAUUGGAAACAAGGAACUCACCAACAGGUGUUGACGAGGAGACUUGCCGCCGGUUCGAGUAAUUUGAAGGAGCUCACCACUUCGUCGUCUCCAGUUGUUGAUCUCCCACGGUUGCUGGAAUUAGAAACAUUAGUUGUCGAGAGCUGUGAAUAUGGGCUCGAGAUCCCAACCCCAGCAGAAGACGACCACUAUGCCAACAAUCAAGUGUUGCCAUGGUGGAAGAUAUCCAAGUUGAAGUAUCUGCGGCUCCACGAAGCUUCCAGAAUGUGGUGCAGUAGUGGUACCAACAACAAUCCUGGUAGCAACUGCAGACUUCCAUCAGCUCUAACCCGCCUCCAUAUUAUUUGUUGCACUCAACUGGAGUGGCUGCCGAAUCUGGAGAACAUGGAGAACCUGAUCGAAUUAAUCAUCGAAAAUUGUCCCAUGCCCCGGGAGAUUCAAGGUCUCGGCAGCCUAAAAUCGUUACAAACUCUACAGAUAUCCGAUGUUGCGAAUUUACGUCGUCUUGACGGCCUGUCGACGAACAACAAUGGUCAUAUGCGGCAGUGUUCGUCGUCUUUGGCUGUUUUGGUACUGGAACGUUGUGGCGCGUUGGAAAGACUACCUAGCUUCAGCCAACUGAGAAAAUUGUUCACCUUAAACAUUGUGGAAUGCCCUCUUCUCACUGAGAUCCCGUUGUUGGGUUGUCUAUUAUCUUCUGCUAACAAGUUACAAGAGUUGUGCAUACAGGACUGCCCUCGUCUCGCAGCCUUAUCAUUAAUCACAGGAUCAGUAGCCACCAUGCCAUCUUCGUUACAACGCCUAGUCAUAACCGGUUGCACAUCCCUGCUGCAAGAAAGAAGAUGGCCAGUUCAGAUCCCCAAUUUGUCCAACUUCCCCAGGCUUAGGAUCUUGCACCUCAAAGACAUGAGAAUUGAUGGUAAGCAGUCGGUCGCCCUGGAAGGGCUUGAGUGUUUGGAAGAGUUGGAGGCACUGAUUUUGGGUAAUUUGCAGCCACCAGUAGAGAGACUGCCGUCACUUUCACAUAUGACCAAGUUGAUGAGUAUAGAAAUCAUGGACAUGCCAAGUUUGAGGGAGAUUGAGGGCUUUGGUAGCCUCAUGUCUUUGUUCAUUGUGAAGUUGAGAAAUUGCUCAUCUUUGGAAAGGCUUGAAUUGUCCGGUUUGAGGAAGUUGCGUAGUUUACAAAUCAUGGAUAUGCCAAGCUUGAGGGAGAUUGAGGGCUUUGCCAGCCUCAAGUCUUUGGCCACAUUACAGUUGACAGAUUGCACGUCAUUGAAAAUGCUCGAUUUGUCCGGAUUGGAGAACUUAGAGGUACUCGAUAUCAGUAGAUGCCCGAAAUUAGAGACAGUAGCGUUGUCUUCACUCUCGAAUCCGGGGAAGUUGCGUAGUUUGGAAAUCAUGGAGAUGCCCAGUUUGAGGGAGGUUGAGGGCCUUGCAAAUUUGAAGUCCUUGCAAACAUUGAAUUUGAGAGGAUGCACUUCAUUGGGAAAUGUUACCUCACUUGGAACAACUCUUGCAGUUGGAAAUGAUAAAUGUUGA